This is a messenger RNA of Plasmopara halstedii, 2370 nucleotides long. RefSeq lists its product as hypothetical. Gene Ontology annotation, molecular function: oxidoreductase activity. The transcript has a single exon. The record is from RefSeq and is a predicted model, not a curated record. The coding region runs from base 1 to 2370 and encodes 789 amino acids. Gene Ontology annotation, cellular component: plasma membrane. Lineage: Eukaryota; Oomycota; Peronosporomycetes; Peronosporales; Peronosporaceae.
AUGGCGGACUAUAACGCCCUCAAAACUCCACGAGUCGAUGUGGACUAUGAAAGAAGGCAGCCUGAACAGAAUGAGACGCUGUCCCCCGCCGUCCACGUCGUCCGCUUCUUCAUCGUACUGGGUAUCGCUGGCUUUAUAUUUGGCAAUAUUGCAACGUGGGCACCGCUCUAUGAACUUCACCUUUUGAACACGAUGAUGGACUGGUGGAAUGGAUAUGAGAAUGUACCUGUCGAUACCAGUCACGGCCACAUGAACUACGUUGUGGACACGGGUAUCGGUCGUAACAUCACCGAGAGCGGUCAUACCGAAAUGAUUCGACCUACGUUUCUAUUCAUCUUCUGCAUCGUUCCGUUUAUCUUCAGCGUGCUACUGAUCGAGUAUUUGCGUCACAUUAAUACGGCUCGACGCUUGACCUCCACGCUGAUCUGGCGCUUUGCGAUGCUUAUGCGCCGUAAACCUAAAUUUCCAAUUCUUGGCGUCUCCCGGUUCUCAGUCGGUGAGUGGUUUGUUGGAGUCGUCUACGUUCUAGGAGGCAAUGCCCUAUGCUGGUGGUUCCAGUGGGAUCGACGCGUUGACGCUGCCACAGAAGCGGGUACCCUCAACACUGACAAGUACUGGAAUAUUAUCGGCAUUAGCGCCUCCUACCUGUGCAUCUAUAAUAUGGCAUUUCUUUUGUUACCUGUCACCCGAAAUUCCCCCUGGAUGGAGUUUUUCAACCUUUCGUACGCUAAUGGCGUCAAGUUUCACCGCUGGAUUGGAUUUAUGACUGUCAUCACUGGCGUGGUGCACAUGCUUGGCUACUGGAUCUAUUGGUUUCGCUUAGGCACGUGGAAAGAUAACCAGCUUCCAUGCACAAGCUGCAAUUUUACGCUUGACUAUUCUGGUGGCGGUUAUUACGCCUGGUUUAAUGUCUUUGGUUUCAUCUCCACACUUGCUCUUAUACUCUUGGUCCCAACAUCGUUUCCUAUAAUUCGUCGCAAGGCCUACGAAUGGUUUUACAUCACGCACUGGGUUCUGUUUGUUAUCGCUGUAUUGUUUGCAAUCUUGCAUUGGGCUCAAAUUCUUUGGUGGAUCUUGCCAGCAGGCUGUUUGUGGUUCGUAAGCCGAGCUGCUUCUAGCUGGAAUUCUAUGACUCCCGUUUCGGUGAAAGAGUUUUCCGUCAUUGGCGAAGGUCACGAUGAUCUAAUCAAGAUUGUACUCAAACGUGCUACACCAGGUAUGUCGCCAGCAUCUUCCUCCUAUGAUUAUAAGGUUGGCAAUUUUCUUUACCUGAACGUACCGCAUAUCUCGAGGCUACAAUGGCACGCUCUCACGAUCGCGUCGUCCCCAAGGACAAGCCCCGCAGAUGUGACAGUCCUGAUAAAGCCUGUUGGAGACUGGUCGAAAAGCUUGGUGCAAUACGCAAAGGACUGUCUUCACGAUAACGUUAUGCCACUGAUGUACAUGGAUGGUUUCUAUGGCGCUUCGCUGGAGCUGUAUGAAGAUUACUCUACGGUGUGUCUGGUCGGUGGCGGUAUCGGUGUGACGCCCGUGCUUGCUGUUUUAGACGACAUUGCCACCAAAUUAUCUUUCAAUGGUGGCCAAUGGACCCAGCGUUUCACCUUCAUCUUUACCUUUCGAGAGCUCAGUUUAUUCCAGACUGUCACCCCUGUUCUUGCGAGAAUCCGCGAAAUGGACCCAAGCAAGCAAUUCUUCAUUACUCACCUGUUUGCGACGGGAACUUACUCCGAAGCUGAUCUAGCGAGAAAGCUCGAGUCAUCUUCUUUCAAAGACACUAUGAACGCGGCGACGGCAAAGUCUGCAAGCCGAGCUGCUCGACCGUUCUACGAGCCACUCCGCUCAAGCAACCUUUUGCGCUUCAUUAUGUACUCUACGCUCUUUGUGGUUGCAAUUGGCAUUGUCUUUGCCGUUCGAUGGGGGAACGGCGUCAUUCAAGGUGACAACCAUUGGGAGCUAUGGCCUCUCGAUCGUGCUUUUCAGCUGGCAAUGUUUUGUUUGACAAUUUUUGUUGUAUAUGCAUUCGUGUUCUUCGAGUAUAUCAAGUUCAGUCGCAGUAAUGCUACACAAGAGGCGUCUCCAGCUGUAGCUGAAACCCCGCGGGCACAUUACGCUGCGUAUGGUGGGGAUGUUCAUUCGAUCGGAGAUCUUAUCAACCAUUUUAACGUCGUGAUUGGUAAACGCCCCGACAUGCAGUCCCUGCUACAACAAACGCUAGAAAUUCACAAGAUGGAUGAUAUGUCGGCAAGUCUGUUGCCUUCCGUCAGUGUCAUUGUGUCCGGACCACCUGCGCUUAAAAUGGCUACAAAUGAGGCCGUGUACGCUCUGGGCGGUGGUAACUUUGACGUCCACGAAGAAGAGUUCGAGUUGUAA